ACCUCUAUAAAUAGCAGCUGGUUCCCACAUUGGGGUUUGAGUUCGUUUUUCGUAGUUUUUCGUGCUAUUUAUCCGUGCGCACCACUAUCGUAUCCGUUAUUCAUUUACCCGGUUCGUACAUGACCGGUCGGAGAGAGAGCGGGAGCGAUUACCGAGCACCUGAAAAUAUCUUUGUAUCUUUUGUAUGACUUUUUAAGUGAUCGGGUCGGACGUAAACAAAACAGUGUCGCGCUUAACUAGCAACUGCGUCUAAGCUAUUCGAAUUGAGUAUUUACAUAAUUGGGCGCAAAACUACAGAAUGACAAACCCCGACGUCCGGAAGAGAAAACUUGCCACCGACGAGAAGCCGCCCAGACGAAAAAGCAGCGGAUCCCCCAAUGGCGGCAGCGGAGGAAACCGCGGCGGCACCAGCGGCCUCAAGAUCUCAUUUCUGUGUCUGAUCGUUUCCGUGAUCCUCCUGCUCUUUGUGUUCGGUGUGUAUCGUUUGUAUUACUGCAAUAAUAAUGCUCCCGCCCCAAGAGUGCUAACUAAACCCUCUGACUUUCCCACUGUUACUGUUCCCUACUUCCAUGUGGAACCUCAUUUUCCGCCGCCACCAUCGACCACACAUCGCUCCGUUCUCAAAAAACCAUCAACCAACCCGCCAACCAAACCUGCAGGCUUCGUCUCCGAGAACGCCAGUCCAUACCUCGCCCGUUUGGCCUCCAAGUUCGGAUACAGCAAGGUGCAGUAUGCCGCCAUCAUCGACGCUGGCUCGACUGGAAGCCGGGUUCUGGCCUACAAGUUCAAUCGCAGCUUCAUCGACAACAAGCUGGUGCUGUACGAGGAGCUGUUCAAGGAGCGAAAGCCCGGACUGAGCUCCUUCGCUGACAACCCAGCGGAGGGAGCCCACUCCAUUAAGCUGCUUCUGGACGAGGCCCGGGCCUUCAUCCCCAAGGAGCACUGGUCGUCCACGCCGCUGGUCCUGAAGGCCACUGCCGGCCUGAGGCUUCUGCCCGCCAGCAAGGCUGAGAACAUCCUGAACGCUGUGCGCGAAUUGUUCGCAAAGUCCGAGUUCAACGUGGACAUGGACGCCGUGGAAAUCAUGGAGGGAACCGACGAAGGCAUUUUCAGCUGGUUCACAGUCAACUUCCUGCUCGGACGUCUCUCCAAGAGCAACCAAGCCGCCGCCCUGGACUUGGGAGGCGGCAGCACCCAGGUCACCUUUUCGCCAACCGACCCCGAGCAGGUCCCCAUUUACGACAAGUAUAUGCACGAGGUGGUCACCUCCAGCAAGAAGAUCAACGUCUUCACGCACAGCUACCUGGGCCUGGGCCUGAUGGCCGCCCGCCACGCCGUCUUCUCGCACGGCUACAAGAAGGACGAGAACGUUCUGGAGAGCGUCUGCGUGAAUCCCAUCAUCGCCAACCGUACUUGGACGUACGGGAAUGUCCAGUACAAGGUCAGCGGCAAGGAGAACGGAAAGUCCAGUGCCGAGCAGCCCAUUGUCGACUUUGAAGCCUGCUUGGAGCUGGUGAAGAGCAAGGUGAUGCCGCUGGUGAAGCCCAAGCCGUUCACCCUCAAGCAGCACACAGUGGCCGCGUUCAGCUACUACUUCGAGCGGGCCAUCGAGUCCGGCCUGGUGGAUCCUUUGGCGGGUGGAGAGACCACUGUGGAGGCGUAUCGCAAGAAGGCGCAGGAGAUCUGCGCCAUUCCCAACGAUGAGCAGCCCUUCAUGUGCUUCGACCUCACCUUCAUCUCCACCCUGCUGCGCGAAGGAUUUGGUCUCAACGACGGAAAGAAGAUAAAGCUUUACAAGAAAAUCGACGGCCAUGAAAUCUCGUGGGCUCUGGGAUGUGCGUACAACGUCCUGACGAGCGACGAAAAAUUCAGUAAUUCCUAACGCUCCUCCAGUAGUCCAUAGAUGAAAUAAUAACUUUUAAAGAUUGUUAGCUGAAAUUGUUUAUAGAGUGCCUUAAACGUGCAUCGAGUAUACUAUUAAUAGAGACCCUCAAUCGUAGCAACACAAAUACACUCAGACAUUGCCUAUAUACAUGCUGUGGUCGAUAAAUUUAGUUCGUGCUCUGUACAAUUUAUUUCAAUUGUCUUAAUUGAAGCUGGAUGGUAUAUGGUGGACGCCGCUAACCCGUUCUGUGACUGCACAUCAUGUUUAGUUUGUAAUUCCAAUUUUGUGUGAUUCAUAUUUUUGUCGUAGGGCUGUCUUUUUUGGCCUCAACUCCGUAACUCUACACUGGAUUCCUCUUGUACAUAACUUUACACAUCGGUUUAUAUUUACGAACUAUGUAAGCCAGCCUAGGGCUUUAGAGAGAACAUUUCUAUUUGUUUUUCCACAUAUGCAAGUGUUAAUUUAGUUAUUUUGCAAAUCAAUAAAAUGUUAACGAAUCUUAA
Molecule: messenger RNA, 2388 nt
Organism: Drosophila ananassae
Lineage: Eukaryota; Metazoa; Arthropoda; Insecta; Diptera; Drosophilidae
Gene: NTPase
Product: ectonucleoside triphosphate diphosphohydrolase 5
Exons: 3
Coding region: 299-1882 (527 amino acids)
Biological process (GO): nucleoside diphosphate catabolic process
Cellular component (GO): membrane
Molecular function (GO): UDP phosphatase activity; GDP phosphatase activity
Source: RefSeq, a predicted model, not a curated record